AUGACGUCGACAUCAACUCCUCCAACGUCCCCAAAACCUGUUGCUCCAUUGGUUGAACCUCCAACAUUACCAAAAUUGAGGCACAUUGCCCCCGCUCCUCGUGAUAAACCCGAAUAUGAUAUUUAUCAUAUUCCAAAAGGUUAUGAAGUAGUUUUGGUUCCAAAAUCUUCUAAUGGUACCACUCCUGAUUUCUCUACCGGUCCUUCUCCUACUUCUCCUACUUCCACUGUUAUACCUCUUUCCCCUGCUGCUUCUGUGUCUAGUAUUCAUGGUUCACCUUCAAAAUUUACUUCUCCUUCUACUACAUCUGUUAAAUCACCUCCAAAUA
This is a messenger RNA of Racocetra fulgida, 328 nucleotides long. The record is from the annotation of a GenBank genome assembly. Lineage: Eukaryota; Fungi; Glomeromycota; Glomeromycetes; Diversisporales; Gigasporaceae.